Triplophysa dalaica is the source of this 1407-nucleotide messenger RNA. RefSeq names its product PCI domain containing 2 (gene pcid2). The record is from RefSeq and is a predicted model, not a curated record. Gene Ontology annotation, cellular component: transcription export complex 2. The transcript has 15 exons. NCBI's taxonomy places the organism in Eukaryota, Metazoa, Chordata, Actinopteri, Cypriniformes, Nemacheilidae. Gene Ontology annotation, biological process: poly(A)+ mRNA export from nucleus; post-transcriptional tethering of RNA polymerase II gene DNA at nuclear periphery; transcription elongation by RNA polymerase II. Bases 74 to 1273 code for a protein of 399 amino acids. Gene Ontology annotation, molecular function: RNA binding; double-stranded DNA binding.
CUUCAGCAGCGGCAGUGAAACGCACGCUCGACAGUAAUGCGAUUGAAUUAGGAGUAAUUCUUGGAGAUACCCGAUGGCUCAUAUCACACUCAAUCAAUACCUGCAACAGGUUGUUGAGGCGAUAGAGAACAGAGAUGGAUUGUUCUGUGCUGAGAUGUUGUCAUUCAAACAUCCACACGUGGCUAACCCGCGACUGCAGUUGUCCAGUCCAGAGGAGAAAUGUCAGCAGCUGUUAGAGCCGCCGUAUGAUGAGAUGAUGGCAGCCCAUCUCAGGUGUACCUUCGCUGUGGCCAAUCAUGACUUUGUGGAAGCGUAUAAGUGCCAGACUGUUGUGGUUCAAUCGUUUUUGAAAGCGUUUCAAGCUCAUAAGGAGGAGAACUGGGCAUUACCCAUAAUGUUCGCUGUGACCCUUGACCUCCGGAUAUUUGCCAAUAAUGCGGAGCAGCAGCUGCAGGUGAAGGGUAAAGGGAAGGUUGGAGAUAUGUUGGAGAAAGCCGCUGAGCAGCUCAUGAGUUGUUUCAGAGUGUGUGCCAGUGACAAUCGUGCUUGCAUUGAUGACUCGAAGAAGUGGGGAAUGUUGUUCCUGAUCAAUCAGCUCUUCAAGAUCUACUUCAAGAUCAAUAAGCUUCACCUGUGCAAACCUCUGAUCCGCGCCAUCGACAGCUCAAACUUGAAGGACGACUACAGCAUCGCACAGAGAGUCACGUACAAGUAUUAUGUUGGCAGAAAAGCCAUGUUUGACAGCGACUUUAAACCAGCCGAAGAGUAUCUGUCCUUCUCCUUCACACACUGUCAUCGCUCCUGUCAGAGGAACAAGAGACUCAUUCUCAUCUACCUGCUGCCCGUCAAGAUGCUGUUGGGUCACAUGCCCAGCAAUCAGCUGCUGAGGAAGUAUGACCUCAUGCAGUUCGCUGAUGUCACUAAAUCUGUGAGCGAGGGAAACCUGCUGCUGCUGAAUGAAGCUCUGGUCAAACACGAGACUUUCUUCAUCCGCUGCGGCAUCUUCCUCAUCCUCGAGAAACUCAAGAUCAUCACCUACAGAAACCUCUUCAAGAAAGUUUAUCAUCUGUUGAAGACCCAUCAGCUUCCUCUGGAUGCUUUCCUCGUGGCUCUAAAGAUGAUGAAGGUGGAGGAUGUGGACAUCGAUGAGGUUCAGUGCAUCCUCGCCAACCUCAUUUACAUGGGUCAUAUCAAAGGUUAUAUCUCACAUCAGCAUCAGAAACUGGUGGUCAGUAAACAGAAUCCCUUUCCCCCGCUUUCUUCUGUAUCAUAGACAUCAGUUCCCAGAAUGCACCUGUUACUCUUAUUAUUACAAUAACAAGGAGAUGAGCUCUUAGUAUUCCAUUGUUCCAUUCUUUGUAUUUUCUUUUUACUGAUCUUGUCAAAUAAACGUUACGCUGUUUUCUA